AUGAGCUCCAUCAUGGCCCUCCUCCCCAUCAGCAGCCGCCGCCGCACCCUCCUCCUCGCCACAUCCGCAACCGCAACAGCCACCGCCGUCCUCGCAUUCCGGUACCGAAUCUCCUCCGCGACCCGCCGCAACGAGCUCGCCCUGGCCCAGGCCCCCGCGAGGCCGAAUUUCCACGUCACUGUUGAUCGCAGCGGCGGCGGGAUUUGA
Molecule: messenger RNA, 207 nt
Organism: Scedosporium apiospermum
Lineage: Eukaryota; Fungi; Ascomycota; Sordariomycetes; Microascales; Microascaceae
Exons: 2
Coding region: 1-207 (68 amino acids)
Source: RefSeq, a predicted model, not a curated record